This is a messenger RNA of Erythranthe guttata (spotted monkey flower), 1308 nucleotides long. RefSeq lists its product as uncharacterized. The record is from RefSeq and is a predicted model, not a curated record. Gene Ontology annotation, molecular function: translation initiation factor activity. Gene Ontology annotation, cellular component: eukaryotic translation initiation factor 3 complex; cytoplasm. NCBI's taxonomy places the organism in Eukaryota, Viridiplantae, Streptophyta, Magnoliopsida, Lamiales, Phrymaceae.
GAAAUUAAAAAAAUAUAAACCCUAAUAAAUCGGAAUAGAUUCUAUCGGCUUUUCUCCUCUCUCUAUUGUCGCCGUACAAACACUGGUAUCUUUAUCCAGAUUUGCCAAGGGUUUAAGCUGUCGAUCGAACCAUUUUCCGUCGCUAAAUUCGAUUAGGGUUUCCUCAUUACCAAUAGUGACUGUCCCAAAUUCGAAGUUUUUCGAGGAGUUCAGUUGAACUGCGAUUCGAUGGAGGACUGGGAAGAUGAGCCCGUUCUAGAUAUUCUCAAGAAAAAGGACCAGCCGUUAAAUAAAUGGGAUGAUGAAGAUUUGGACGAUAUCAAGGAUUCUUGGGAAGACGAAGAAGAGCCUGCUUUGGAACCCAAAGCUCAGCCACCACCUUCUGAAAAAGGCCCUAAAAAGGCUGGAGUAAAAUCGACUGAAAAGAAAGGGAAAGCUGUUGAAGCUGUGAAGGAAGCACCUUUAGAUCCUUUAGAAGAAAAACUUCGCCAGCAGAGGCUUGUCGAAGAAGCCGAUUAUAAGUCUACUGCAGAAUUAUUUGCCAAGAAAGGCGAUGAAAAGACGCUCGACAGUUUUAUUCCCAAAACUGAAAGUGACUUCUCCGAAUAUGCGGAACUUGUUUCUCAUAAACUCCGUCCGUACGAGAAAAGCUAUCACUAUAUUGGAUUACUGAAGGCUGUAAUGAGAUUGUCGACGACUACUUUGAAAGGGGCAGAUGCCAAAGAAGUAGCAUCUUCCAUUACUGCAAUUGCGAAUGAAAAGAUUAAAGCAGAAAAAGAAGCUAAUGCUGCCAAAAAGAAGCCAGCUGGAAAGAAAAAACAGCUGCAUGUUGGCAAGACAGACGAUGACAUGGCAAUGGAUUCAUACCAGGGUUAUGAUGAUGACGAUGAUUUUAUGUGAGCUUGUGCUGCACGUACCGUUGUGAUUGCUACACCGUCUGGUUGAGUUGAGUCGAGAACAAAUAUGAAGAGAAAUUUGCGGCAUGUUUCCAAAUUUUCAAUUGGGAGAUUGACUAAUGUAAUAUUAUCCUUUUGCUGAAUAAGAACAUUAAUUCUGUUCAGGUUUUGUUUUUGUGGUUGCUACUGAGUAAAUUCGUUCGUUUUUUCGUUUUUUGUGUCGUUUCGGGUCUUGAGAUUGUCAUUGGUACUGACUGGUAUACGUGAAUCCAAGGUUUGCGUAUAAAAAAGUUGUAUUUCUGUAUUUAAGUAUAGCCCUAUCGAUAUUUGAGAUUCUCCGUCUCCGACAAGAAACAAAUAUUAUGGGAUUCUUCAGGUUAUUUGACCAGCUUCUUCCAGAUUUACAGCUGCA